CUUCGUGCAUGGGCCCAGCUUGGUCUCCCUUCCUGAUCCAAGCCACGAAAGCUCCUCUCCUUGUUUGGUUGACCUAGUGUCACGCAAUUCAGCAUGGCAUUCUCAGCGUCCACCAAACGAGCCAUUUUUGAUGUCGCGAUUUUUGCUGCUUCUCAAGUAGCUUUGUACUAUACGCUAAGAUGGGUAAUGGACUCGUUGUCUCCUGUUGAGCGUAAGGAGGUCAAGCAGAAGAGCUUGAAAGCGCUGGAGAGUUUGGGUCAUAAGGACCUGAAGCUGGAUGAGUACGAGAGCCAAAUCGCUUCUGAGGUCAUCCAUCCGGACGACAUCGAUAUUCGUUUUUCUGACAUUGGCGGCCUGGACCCGAUCAUAUCCUCCCUCCGCGAGUCCGUCAUCUAUCCACUCCUGUACCCUCAUCUCUUCUCGUCAUCCUCCCUCCUCGGCGCCCCGAAAGGUGUUCUACUAUUUGGCCCGCCCGGAUGCGGCAAGACGAUGCUCGCCAAAGCGCUCGCCAAAGAGUCCGGCGCAACGUUCAUCAACAUCGCCGCGUCGGUGCUCACGAACAAGUGGUAUGGCGAAUCCAACAAGCUCGUCGCAGGCCUUUUCUCCUUGGCAAGGAAAGCGCAGCCGAGCAUCGUGUUCAUUGACGAGAUCGACUCGUUCUUGCGGGAGCGGACGAAGGGCGACCACGAAGUGACGGGGAUGAUGAAGGCCGAGUUCAUGACCCUCUGGGACGGCUUGACGUCGGGUAGCGAUCGUAUAUUGAUUCUGGGCGCGACAAACCGGCCGAAUGACAUCGACUCUGCCAUCCUCCGCCGUAUGCCUAAACGUUUCUCCAUUGGGCUUCCUGACGUAGAGCAACGGCAUAAGAUUCUCACCCUUAUGCUCAAGGACACGACGCUCGAGCAGGGCUUCUCUAUCCGGUUACUGGCAGAACAGUCCGAGGGACUGUCUGGAUCCGACCUCAAAGAGCUCUGCCGUAAUGCCGCGAUGCGCCCAAUGCGCGAGUUCAUGCGAGAAGCGAACGGCGACCACGAGAAGCUCGCACUGUGCGAGAAGGAGGGCUUCGAGCUGCGUCCACUGACACUGGACGACUUCUUCCAGCCAGAGGGGACCAGCAUGCUCCCUCUUGACUGACCGCUGACAUGCGGUGGUCCUCUAUCUCCACGGGUUUUGGUAAUGCUAGAUGGGUGCUGUGACGAUUUGUCUACAACACGACCUGCACGAUGUACAUGUAUGCAAGUAACUUAUCGACGUUCUAAUGACAGCUAGAUCUCGAUU
Dichomitus squalens LYAD-421 SS1 is the source of this 1278-nucleotide messenger RNA. Its product is annotated as AAA-domain-containing protein. NCBI's taxonomy places the organism in Eukaryota, Fungi, Basidiomycota, Agaricomycetes, Polyporales, Polyporaceae. The transcript has 9 exons. The record is from RefSeq and is a predicted model, not a curated record. Gene Ontology annotation, molecular function: ATP binding; ATP hydrolysis activity. Gene Ontology annotation, cellular component: mitochondrial outer membrane. Bases 94 to 1134 code for a protein of 346 amino acids.